GACACAUCCAAUAAGAUACGUUCAUUUCCUUGUCAUUCAAUGUUCUAAUUUGAGCCUUUUAUGUGUAUUUUUGAGUAUGACACUGAAACGAGUGACUUAAUUCCUGGCAAGAUUGUCAAGAAGAAGAGGAUAAAAGGGGCUUUUAUUUUAUCAAAGCCCAUUAGUAUGUUAGACACUUGGAAUGAUUAUUCUAACAAGGAGCUUAUGGCUCAGCGUGAGAAGGCUGCGCUCGAGGGAAAAUCUGUUGCGGAUUUAUUCCCUAAUAGGUUAUGGGAGUCAUGCCAAGAGCGCGAGAUAAAUCCUUGGCUGUUGAGGGAGAAAAAACCAGAUCAUAUACCAGUGAAUGUGAAGAAGGAUCCAAGCAGUAAAAUUCCUAACAUUUGCGUGAAGAAAUUCCAUGUCCAUUGCGGUUUGCCUCUGAGCGAAUUUACUGAUUUUAUUCGGAUUCGAAUCGGGUUGAAAGAAGGAUUGUCAUGGGAAAAGCCUUUGUUUCUCUAUUUCAAGAACACUGAUCCUCCCGCCAGUACCUUGAUGUAUGUAAUCGAUAAGGAUAAUCAGGAUGAUGAUGGAUGUCUUAACAUCACCUACGCUGAACAAGACAAGGGCAAAGGAAAACCGGAUCAGCUGGACAGCCGAACAGAGAACCUUUUCCGUAGCUGCAAGAUUCCAGGAGUUACUGUUAUUCCGAGACCCAUUGAACCAUUGGAACUCUUCAUUUUACAAGGUCAUUUUUGGAAAAGUACAAAGAAUACACUAUAAAUGCUUGGAAAUUGAGGGAUAGCCAACCAGAUCUUGUCCCGGUUAGCGUUGAGAAGCUUGCAGGGAGUAACAUUCCUGGCUUGGAGAUGACAAAGUACCACGUCCUUCGUGAUGUGCCUCUCAAAAAAAUGUCAUACGUUACGAAGUCGGUCAGAAAAAGAGGGAAGAGAAAUAAGUAAGUUAUAUUGCUUGUCUAUGUGAAGGGGUUCGCACACAGAUUUAUUGCCUAUACUGUGUUUGUGACUGCAGAUUCCAAGUUCAUUUCGAUUUGCCUCUGAGCGAAUUUAUUGAGUUUAUUCGGAUUCGGAUUGAGUGGAAAGUAAAUGAAGUGAGAUUUGUAUUAUUAUGCAGGGGUUGCUGCGUGGCCUUCUUUUCACAAUGGCCUUUAAAUUUGUUCUCCGAAUGUGAAGUGAGGACAAACAACUGGAUUUGGAGAUCUGUUAUCUACUUUUCCUCACUUGGAUUUAUCAUGAUUGUGAUCAUUCCAUCAUGGAUGCGGUUGGUUCAGGAUUUUCAUAUGCAUCCCUUGUUAUGGGUACUUCCAUUUAUUUUUUCAGAACCACUUAAGAGAUUAUCUUUGUGUGCCAACUGGAUCUGUAUGAUAAUUAUUUCUGUUAUGACGUUCUACAACAUUUCUUGAUCUUUCAUUUGGCAUGUGGCGGUCACAAUAUUAUGAGUUAGCCUCUUUCUUGGCAUGUGGCGGUCAUGAUUGUUGAUCGGCUGCUCAUGUUCUUUCUCAUUCAUUCAUAAAUUAUGAGUUAGCCUCUUGAAUUGUUGUAGUGCCUAUCAUUGUAAGAGAAUCAUGACCGCCACAUGGUGUUUUCGUUAUGUAAAAAGGUUUUUUA
Molecule: messenger RNA, 1604 nt
Organism: Pyrus x bretschneideri (Chinese white pear)
Lineage: Eukaryota; Viridiplantae; Streptophyta; Magnoliopsida; Rosales; Rosaceae
Product: autophagy-related protein 8
Exons: 13
Coding region: 61-759 (232 amino acids)
Biological process (GO): cellular response to nitrogen starvation
Source: RefSeq, a predicted model, not a curated record